AUGGGUCUUGGGAAGACAAUCCAGGCCAUUGCAAUUGCUUACUUUUACAAAGAAGAAUGGCCUCUUUUAGUAGUGGUCCCUUCAUCUCUGAGGUACCCUUGGACAGAAGAAAUAGAGAAGUGGAUUCCAGAGCUAGAUCCAGAGGAAAUCAAUGUUAUUCAGAAUAAAGCUGACGUUGGGAGAAUAUCGACCAGCAAAGUGGCAGUUCUGGGUUAUGGUCUUUUAACUACGGAUGCCGUGACAUUGAUAGAUGCACUAAAAAAACAGAACUUCAAAGUGGUUAUAGUGGAUGAAUCACACUACAUGAAGUCCAGAAGUGCAGCCCGCAGCAAGAUUUUAUUACCAUUAGUACAGAAAGCCAGACGAGCCAUUCUUCUUACAGGAACUCCAGCUUUGGGAAGACCUGAAGAGCUUUUCAUGCAAAUUGAAGCUCUCUUCCCACAAAAAUUUGGAACAUGGACUGAGUAUUCCAAAAGAUACUGUAAUGCACAUAUCAGAUAUUUUGGUAGAAGAGCUCAGUGGGAUUAUAGAGGGGCAUCAAAUCUUAAUGAACUUCACCAGCUAUUAAGUGACAUAAUGAUUAGAAGAUUGAAAACUGAAGUUUUAACCCAGCUGCCCCCUAAAAUCAGACAGCGUAUUCCAUUUGAUCUUCCAGCAGCAGCAGCCAAGGAACUGAAUACCAGUUUUGAAGAGUGGGAGAGAUUAAUGAGAGCUCUAAAAUCAGGUGCCACUGAGACCAGGAGCCACUUUUUACAAGUCAUGGGGUUGAUUACUCACCUGUUUAAACAAACUGCUAUUGCUAAGGCAGGUGCUGUAAAGGAUUAUAUUAAGGUGAUGCUUCAGAACGAGUCACUAAAAUUUCUGGUUUUUGCUCACCAUAUAAGCAUGCUCCAAGCUUGCACAGAAGCAGUCAUAGAAAGCAAGACUCGUUACAUUAGAAUAGAUGGAAGCGUUCCAUCUUCAGAAAGAAUACACCUGGUUAAUCAGUUUCAGAAGGAUCCUGAUACUCGUGUGGCUAUCCUAAGCAUCCAGGCUGCUGGUCAGGGUUUAACAUUUACUGCUGCAACGCACGUUGUAUUUGCUGAGUUGUACUGGGAUCCUGGACAUAUCAAACAAGCUGAAGACCGUGCUCAUCGAAUUGGACAGUGCAGUUCUGUGAAUAUUCACUACCUCAUUGCAAACGGGACUCUUGACACACUUAUGUGGGGGAUGUUGAAUCGUAAGGCUCAAGUUACAGGGAGCACAUUGAAUGGCAGGAAGGAAAAACUUCAGGCUGAGGAUGGUGAUAAGGAAAAAUGGGAUUUCCUGCAGUUUGCCGAAGCUUGGACUCCUAAUGAAAGUUCUGAAGAGCUCAAGAAUGAAGUUUUAUUCACUCAUUUUGAAAAAGAAAAACAACAUGAUAUCCGAUCAUUCUUUUUACCAAAACCGAAGAAGAGACUGUUGGUGACCUCCCGUGAUGAAUCAAGAAUAUUCCAAGAGGAAAGUUCUGAAGAGAUAUCAGGACCUAGAAAAACAGCUGCAAGAGAUAUCAUUGAAUAUGAAAGUGAUAGUGAACCUGAAGCUAAAAGGUUGAAAUCAGUUGCUAUCCAGGAUUGUGGCUGUCCCUCAGAGGAGAAACCAUUCUGGCCUGGAAAGACCAAAGCUUUGCCUGGAAAGCUUGGAAAGUGCUUCCAGGAAGAUGCCCCUGAGGCCAAGUCCCAGCUAGCCACCAAAUCCCUUCCUGGAAAGGCCUGGCAGUGUGGUUUCUGCACUUAUAUCAAUAAUUCAGUGUUAACUUAUUGUGAAAUGUGUGAGAAUCCUCAAGGCAGUGCUGUGUAAAUUGUUUGUUUGAUUUUUUUAAUUCUGCAAAUAGGUAGCCUCAGCCAUACCCAAGGUAAAAACAAAAAUGAGAAGGAUGAUUCUCAGAAAGACACCUCCAAAAAAAUUGGAACUAACUCUGACUGUGAAAAACAAGUCCUUGAAGAGUCAGUACCUGAAUCAUUGCCCAAGAAUAAGGAUGAGCCAGCAGAAAUUGAAAGGGAAGAAGGACUCACACCCCAGCCAGGUAAUGAACAGGUGAAGAGUUCAGUGACUUUGCCAGUAUAUGACAUGUUAAUGUACCGUGCAAGUAAAAAUACUGACCGGAUUCAUCUCUACACUAAGGAUGGAAAACAGAUGAACUGUAAUUUCAUUCCUCUGGAUAUAAAAGUAGACCUUUGGGAAGAUUUAUCACCAAACUUUCAGCUAAAACAAAAUCGUUCACUGAUUUUGAGGUUUGUUCGAGAAUGGAGUAGUCUAACUGCCAUGAAGCAAAGGAUUAUCAGGAAAAGUGGUCAGUUGUUCUGUAGCCCAGUUCUUGCUUUCGAAGAGAUCACAAAGCAACAAACCAAACAGAAUAGUACCAAAAGAUACAUAACCAAAGAAGAUGUUGCUGCAGCCUCAAUGGACAAGGUGAAGAAUGAUGGGGGCUAUGUCCGACUGAUCACAAAGGAAUCUAGGGGCCCUUCCACAAAAAAGUUUCUUGGAGAUGGAGCCUGUGUCCCAUUUCUUAAUCCCUGUGCAGCCCAAGCUGAUCUCACUGUGAAACCUUCUACCUCCAAAGGCUAUUUGCAAGCUGUGGAUAGUGAAGGGAAUCCACUUUGCCUUCGUUGUCAGCAACCCACUUGCCAAACUAAGCAAGAGUAUAAAGUGAACACCUGGGAUUCACGCUUUUGCUCUCUGAAAUGUCAGGAGGAGUUUUGGAUUCGAUCUAAUAACAGUUACUUGCGAGCCAAAGUAUUUGAAACUGAACGUGGUGUGUGUCAGUUAUGUAAUUUUAAUGCACAAGAACUCUUUUUACAUCUGAAAGAUGCCCCUAAAAGUCAGAGGAAGGAUCUUCUGGAUAUUACCUGGACCUCAAAGCUUCCAUUAGAACAGCUAAAUGAAAUGAUAAGAAACCCAGUAGAGGGUCAUUUCUGGCAAGUGGAUCACAUCAAGCCAGUCUAUGAUGGAGGAGGACAGUGCUCCCUGGACAACCUUCAGACGCUCUGCACUGUCUGCCAUAAAGAGAGAACUGCCAGACAAGCCAAAGAAAGAAACCAGGUGAGAAGACAAUCUCUGGCAUCAAAGCAUGGUUCAGACAUCACACGAUUUUUGGUAAAGAUGUAA
This is a messenger RNA of Orycteropus afer afer, 3126 nucleotides long. Lineage: Eukaryota; Metazoa; Chordata; Mammalia; Tubulidentata; Orycteropodidae. The record is from RefSeq and is a predicted model, not a curated record.